This is a messenger RNA of Orbicella faveolata, 2575 nucleotides long. RefSeq names its product alpha-1A adrenergic receptor-like. Lineage: Eukaryota; Metazoa; Cnidaria; Anthozoa; Scleractinia; Merulinidae. Gene Ontology annotation, cellular component: dendrite; plasma membrane. The record is from RefSeq and is a predicted model, not a curated record. Gene Ontology annotation, molecular function: G protein-coupled serotonin receptor activity; neurotransmitter receptor activity. Gene Ontology annotation, biological process: G protein-coupled receptor signaling pathway, coupled to cyclic nucleotide second messenger; chemical synaptic transmission.
CUCUUUGACAUCUUUUAAAAUCCAAAUGCCAUCCUUGGACGUUUUUAAAAUUUUAUUUAAUUAAAAGAAAACUGUUUUAUUCCAGUGAUAUAUAGAAGUCUCUUCCAAAUAGGCGUAUUUGUGAGCAGGAAGAAUUCGAAAGUUUUAAGAAGUUUAAUUUUUUUUAAGCGGGACGGCUCGGGCGAUAAAAAAAGUUUUCUUUAAUCACCCUUUAUUCAAAAUUAGUUUUGAAAAUUGUAUUUACACACGCGUUAUUAAAAUUCUGUUCAUUUCCUCCUACAAUCCUAAUACUUCUACUGACGUAAAUCUUGACUUAUGUUUUUAUUUAAAGAUUGUAUGAUAUUUUGCCAUUGUUGUGCAAGACAACAGUUGUUGUAUUCGGAUAAAACACGUCUGACAUCUUAUUAAUUCGCCUUAAAAUGAUUGAUGGAGUUGUCGCAAAUUAUGACAGCACGCCAUUUCAAGUCAAUAAAAUGUACGGCAUUUUGUCGUGUUUUGUGUGGGUUAGCAUCUGAGUAAACACAAAAGGCGCGAACCGUGUGUCAAUGCGUAAUGUGAUCCAUAUCACCGUAUCACCGGAUCCAAAAUUCAUCACGAUAAAAUCAUUUCGAAACCAACUGAUAUAACAAGACUUGAACACUUCUAAAUUUCUAAACCUGUCUAGUUUCUGAUGUCUUUUGUUUCCGUUUAAUUUCGUGUUUUUGUUUGAAGGUGAGUAGAGCCGAGACCCCUCCCACAGUACAGAGAGUCAGUGGUGUUAUUUGUUUUUCACCUGUCUGCAGAGAGAACACAAUACACGCCACCUCAGCGGCUUGACCAAGUUUUUUCGUCUUCCGUCGAAAGUUGGGCCUCUUUAAAUCCACUUAACUCUCACACGCGAAGUGUUUAAUGUGUUCAACUUUCAGUUGAAUAAAUUAGAAUCUCGACGUGGUUUAUAAGUAAGAUUUGCAGCGGUAUUCUUAUCAGCAACAUUAAAGUUUCUAACUACGAAGAUCUCCUUUGGCGGCGUGGUGUCGUCUUAGACAAAUACUCAUUGGAUUUUCAUCAGAAAAAGCCAUGUCGAUGACUCGUGAUAACAUUACAUCGACGGUUGUAAGUCAACUCGAGCUGUGUCGACAACCGACAUUCAAACCAUUUAUCGCCCAGUUAUGCUUUCUCAUCAUCAUCGCCAUCACCACACUUUUGGGAAACCUUUCAGUGUGUUUGACGGUAUUGUUCAACAGCAGUCUUCACACUUUGACCAGCUAUCUCGUCGCUUCAUUGGCCUGUUCGGACUUAAUGGUGGCGACGUUCUCGCUGCCCUUUCGCAUCCAUCAGACAUUACAUAACACUAACUGGUGCCUCAGUGAAGACGCGUGUUUGUUCUGGAUAUGGGCUGAUCUAUUCUGUUGUUGCGCCUCCAUCGGAAACUUAGCAUUAAUCAGUAUCGAUAGAUUUUUGGCCACCAAGUAUCCACUAAGAUAUUACCAAAUCGUCACAAGGAAGACAUCGUGGCUAAUGUUAUCUUCUGUGUGGAUUUACUCGCUGAUUGUGGCAUCAUCUGGCUUGACCAAUUGGACCUUUCCGACUGGAAAGCUUGUGGGAAUCGAUAACGGAUGCUACAAGCCUGAUCCUUACUUUUACAGUUUCGCUGCAAUUAUGGGUUUUUUUUUCCCUCUCGUGGUAAUUAUUUGCGCGUAUUGUUACAUUUUCAAGAUCGCCAUGGAACAUUUCCGCGCUAUUUCAAGAUUAACAACACCUAUUCAACCUAGCGCAUGUCAAGGCAGUGAAAAUCAAACUUUGUACAAGCAACAACUAAAAGCCACUAAAACACUGGCCAUAGUGGUCGGCGCUUUUGUCAUUUGCUGGUUGCCAACUUUCGUUAUCCUAUUGGUGAAAACCUGGUGCCAAACGUGCUUGAAUAGUCAUGAUAACCCUGAAUUAAGCGGUCUGUUUUACUUCAUUAAUAUCGCUUUCGUGUACACGUUACCGAACAUUAACUCAGCCAUUAAUCCCUUCAUCUAUGUUGUUUUUAGCAAGGAUUUGAGGCAGGCGUUUAUCAAGACUUUUAAAUCUCUAUAUCAAGACUUUUAUGAUAUCAGUACGAGAAGACAGUCAGAUAUUACUAGUUUUUCGUAAAAUUCAUACGAACAACUUCCAAGUUGUUUUUGUAACAUGACUGUAGUUUGUUUGAAUAUCAGUGUUAGAGUGAGUUGCCACGGGUGGCAAAUGCUACUAUGUCUAAUUCCUAUCAGCACCGAUAAUUAUUAUUGUAUGUUUAUUGUAAACAGGAACUUUUCCUUGAUCGAAAUUUAUUUAUACAUUUUUGCCGCUCUCUUUAUUUAAGUAAAUUAUCUAACCGCUUAUGAAACAACGCAACAAAUUUAUGCACAUUACUUAAUUCAACAAACUGUAUCUAGAAAAAACAUGACAAAUAAAAUAAAUUUUACGCCAAGUGAUUGCAAAUGGAAUAAACUAUUUUUGAAAAGCAUUGGGUGAGCUAUGUUGAGUGUGAAGUUCACUUCCUUCUAUAGCGGACACGAUGCACUUCAGUCGGUCAUAAGCCAAAUCUCUCUUCCUCAUGGUUGGAUUUAAA